AUGGACGACACAAGGCGUUCAACACGCAUAAAGUGGUCCAAGAGAAGUCCGACGCCAGAAGAAGAGAUCCUUUCCAGCGAAAGGGGUACAAACUCGACAGGACUUACCGUCCUCCCAGACGAGCUCCUGCUCGAAAUCCUGUCUUAUUACCCUCCUUUACCCCAUCCUACGAGCAAGAAUAAUCGCGUGAAUGCGCAAGCACAUAUAGAGCGUCGCGACCGCCUCCUGGCGCUUUCCAGGACGUGCAGCAACCUCCGCCGGUUCUUUCGGCCAUACAUCUGGGAGCGUAUCGAAGUCUGCGAGGGGAUGCGCGUCGGGAACAGCGUGCUGGCCUUUGGGUCGAAGAAAGGCGACAAGGAGUUCGCGGUAGAACUCGUAAGACAGCUGGAAAUCGUGACGAUUCGCGAUGCGACCCUCGCUCAGCACGUCAAGAUCGUCAAUGUCGAUAUUUCAACUUUUUCGGUUCACAGCGUCCUGCUGGAACUUGGCCGUUGCAUGGCGCUGUUUGACAACCUCCACACUGUGAGGAUAGAGCUGAACCUCGGCCAUCGUGGAAACAACCUCGCAGCCCUUCGCGCUUUUAGGAAGUAUAGCUACCCGCAAAUUCGCAAUGUCAUCAUCUCAAAAUGGAUAUACCCCCUACUUGAUUCCUGCCCACAAGUCAGGACCAUACGGCAAUGCGGCAAUGAUCGAGACAAUGCGUUUGAACGCACUCUCUUCAGCCAUCUACGCAACACUCCUGUUCUCGAGGUCCUCGACCUCGACCUCCUUGAGGAUGAGUUUGAACCUCUGGUGAAGUCCUGCCCUCUGCUUCGAGAAAUUACUAUUGGAUACUCUUAUGGUAUCCCUGUGGAACAAUUUUCGAAAUUGGAUGAGCUCAAGCAUUUACAAAGCAUAACGCUCAGGACCGGAGAGGCUGGGGCUCUAGCUUGGGCGAAAAAACACCUGCUUUCAAUCCAGAAUGCAGAUAAGCAAGAGAAAACCAUUUUUGCAUCCGAAUCCUGGAGACAGACUGCCUACCAUCUGCCAGCACCGCUGCCCGACAAACACAAUACAAUCGCUUCGUACGUGGAACGAACCAAGCUAUGA
This is a messenger RNA of Cyclocybe aegerita, 1089 nucleotides long. NCBI's taxonomy places the organism in Eukaryota, Fungi, Basidiomycota, Agaricomycetes, Agaricales, Hemipholiotaceae. The record is from the annotation of a GenBank genome assembly.